Fonsecaea erecta is the source of this 2847-nucleotide messenger RNA. RefSeq lists its product as hypothetical. The transcript has 5 exons. NCBI's taxonomy places the organism in Eukaryota, Fungi, Ascomycota, Eurotiomycetes, Chaetothyriales, Herpotrichiellaceae. Bases 1 to 2847 code for a protein of 948 amino acids. The record is from RefSeq and is a predicted model, not a curated record.
AUGGACAUCGGUCCGGGGUACAGCCCCCGAUCACCCUCAAGGAGUCCUGAUACCGUUGUGUGCGGUCGACCUAGUGUCGCGGCGUUCCAGUCCUCCCCAUGCACUCUUUCUCUGCGCCACGGGAGGAAUCAAGAGGAGACCAAGGGGCACAAGAACAGAGACAUAGCCAGAGGGAAGACGUUUGACGGGAUUGUCGACAAGAUUGACCCACUAACGGGACACUGGAACAUGGAUUUCGGAUACUUGAACAAUUGGAGAAACCCCUUUUCUAUUUCCCCUCAAGACAGAGACGAUGGCCUAGAACUCUGCAUGGCUUUGUUCAGCCGAUGGGAAGCCGCCACGACGCCCACAUCGCCCUCAAAACAGGACCCGGAAAGAAUGAUACGAGAGCGAAGGUUCGGGCAUAUCACGCCAGACGGGGUGAUUCGCGAAGUCAGGGCCAUCUAUGGAAGGCUGGUUCAGGCUGAAGUCACAUGUAUGGGCAUGGUCACCAAACUGUCCUCAUCACGGUCCCCCAUCAGCCACGAAGAGUGGCGGUCUCUCAUCGCCGCUCACAAAGGCCUGUUGAACCUGCAUCACGACUUCUUCCUGGCAUCAUAUCACCCCAAUGCGUCGGUGGCACUCCAUGACAAAGUACGAGAGUAUGACAUGCCUGAAAGAAUGUGGAGUCAUGGUCUGUGGGAAUUCGUCCAGCUCAUACGAAAUCGCCUGUGGGAGAGCCCGGACAAUAUUCACAUCAUGAUUCCUUACCUCAACUUCGUUCGCGCUAUGCUGGAUGCACUCGACAACGACAUCCCGCCCCUGAGAACAACUUGGGCUCAGUGCAAAGCGGAGCUAGCCCGCUAUAUGUCCCUGAUGCAGUUUGACGACCCUGAACUCCGCCAGCGUUUCCAGUGUGUGGCCUUCGAAGAGUACAGCAGGAAAGCAGACGCCGAACCGUCGUCUGGCAUCAGUUACUUUCAACUGGGCUCUAUGCCGGGCGUCGAGACGUAUCACGAUAUGAUUGAUAGAUUUGUGGUCCGGAUUUCUAACAUGACCAAGGCGCUCGUUGUCCAAUAUCCGUGCGAUGUGGCUCGGGUCGCACUGAUCACCGUGAGCCCCGAACUGGCUGCGGCGAACCCAGACGGCGAAUGUCGGCACUUUCCACUCGCACUCAGUCAUCUGCUUCGCGCUCGGCAGUCACCCUGGAUGAGAGAUCAGAAUGGUGACAAACAAAGCACCCGGCAGCACCUUGACGCCUUCACCGAGGAGCUCAAAAAGCUCGAUGACGCCGCGGAUAUUCGGGAAGUCUCCGAUAGUGGACAUCAGGCGACAGGACAGGCUUCAGGCGCGGAGAGCCUGCUUUAUCCCAGCGCUGAGCUCGCCAUGCUUCUCUGCCACAUCUUGGUGCUGACAGAACUGACUGUGGAGUAUGACCAUCUGUACAUGGCGGUCUGGGCUCCUGACUGGGCCACGUGUGCGUACCGCGAGGAAAUUCAACGUCUCAGGGUAGCUGGGCAAGAAAUCUACGACCCAGAGAUGCUCGGGGCUCGGCUUGUCUCCACCGUGGUCCGCAAGAUUUUGAAGCGCGCUGAUACGACCGACGUGAAACUGUGGGAGUUCAUCCACAUCCUCAUGGUCUUCAUGCGCAGCCUUCAGACACGACCGCAUCAGCGGUACCGGCUCCUCUGGGCAUUUCAUAGGGAUCUGCUCUCCCCGUUUCUGACCAUGCUUCUCCGUGACGCCGAGAGGAGAGGCGACGGGGAUUUCUGGGAGUUGGCGCGGUCCAAGUUCCCUGUCACGCGCUUGACGCUCAAUGGGAAUGAGGGAGAACGCGAGGCAUGCUACACCGUGACGUUGCGAGAAGACUUCCUUCUACGGGGACACUUCUUUGCGAGAGAGGCGAUGCAGACCCAAUGGUCCGGCGCGAACGGCACGCCAUCGUCAGAGACUGAAGAAGAGAAUAUCCUAGCAGCGGAGCCUCUCAACUCUGCCUUAGAUGUAGCUGAGACGGCCGAGGAAGCUCGACUAGCAGCACUCCAGCAGCUCCAAGAAGCGGAGAGGGUAGCAGCCCUCCGUCGUGAUCCCCAUCUGUUCCCCACAAACUGGUUUGCAGAUUCUAAAUACGACUUUGAGGAGAGAUGCACUCGACAGAGGUAUGUGCAAGACGUUGAGAUGGUGUGGCAGCGACAGCAGCGAAUAUUGUGGUUGGCCGCCAGCGACAUGAGGAGAUUGUGGUCAGCGGAGGAGCGGGCCUUCGAGCCAGAGCCGUUGUUCUACCCAUCGACCGACGAGAGCGGAUGCAUCUCCUUCAAUGUGCCUUGGGCCGAGUCCGAUCCAUCUUCUCUGGGCGGCAAAGAGAUGCCUGAAGUCGUUCAACGUCGCGUCGACACCAAGUCCAUCAGCGUCGUUUAUGCCCAUCCCUCUGUCAAGCUACGAGUUCAGGUAUGUGAGGAGAAGUGGAGGGACCAUGCGGAAAGAAGCCGCCUUCUUCAUUUGGAAGCGAAGAUGCGAGACGGCGAAAGCAAGGCUGAAGAAGGGAAGCAGCAGCAGCAAUCUCAGCGGCCAAGCGUUGCCGAAAGAAUUUGGAACCGUGCUGCAGCACUCAGUGAGUCCGCUGACAAAGAGGUAGAGAACGUCCGAGUCGUCGUGCCUACGGAAACAGAGAGCCAACCCAGCGCCGCGCGGAGACGAGGGCCUCCGCAGCUCGACGGACCGCCUGAUGAUCACGCUGUCGUCGAUAGCGGCCGAAAACGCCCGGCGACCGUCGCAAUAGUUAGAGGCUGGCACGUCAGUAACAACACCGUGGCACUGAACAGACAGGCGCUUGACAGGCUCCUGAGCAUGGACAAGGGGGAAAUAAGGUAG